Messenger RNA from Diutina rugosa, 1566 nucleotides. It is a transcript of the gene TRM1, whose product is annotated as tRNA (guanine26-N2)-dimethyltransferase. The transcript has a single exon. Gene Ontology annotation, biological process: tRNA N2-guanine methylation. Bases 1 to 1566 code for a protein of 521 amino acids. Lineage: Eukaryota; Fungi; Ascomycota; Pichiomycetes; Serinales; Debaryomycetaceae. Gene Ontology annotation, cellular component: nucleus. The record is from RefSeq and is a predicted model, not a curated record. Gene Ontology annotation, molecular function: RNA binding.
AUGAGACGGGUUGCACGCGCAAUGGAGGAAGGGUUCCAGGCGAUCCGCGAGGGCCGGGCGGAGAUCCUCGUCCCUCUGGACGGGUCCAAGGUGUUUUACAACAAGAUCCAGUGCUUCAACCGUGACCUUUCGGUGUUGGGCAUCCGUGCCUGGCACGAGAUGAGACAGGCGGAGAACGCCCUGGUGGCUAAACGGCGACGUGUGGCUAAGGAGAUCCUGAUUCUCGAAGCCCUUUCGGCGACAGGGCUCCGGGCUAACCGGUAUGCGUUGGAGAUUCCUCACGUUAAGAAGAUCGUCGCCAAUGAUAUGCUCCCUGAAGCGGUGACUCUGAUCCAACGCAAUAUCGACCAUAACAAGACGGGAGACAUUGUAUCGACUAAUUUGGGCGAUGCCAUCAAGUUUAUGGCUCUGACCCCUCAAAAGUUUAACGUGGUGGACCUUGAUCCUUACGGAACGGCGCUGAUGUUUGUCGACUCGGCCAUUCUGUGUCUUGAGGACAACGGGCUUUUGCUCGUCACCUGUACUGAUGCCGGGGUGUGGGCCGGUUCGGGGUACCCGGAAAAGUGUUUCUCAUUAUACGGAGGUAACAAUUUCGGCGCUGCUUACUCUUUAAACGAUACCAACCACGAAGUGGGGCUUCGUUUGGUUUUGGGGAUGGUGAGUAACAUCGCUGCCCGCUACGGUAAGGCUAUCGAACCGUUGGCUCUGUUCUCCAUCGACUACUACCUCCGUUGUUUCAUCAGAGUGUCGCAUAAACCUGUCGAAGUGAAGAAGCUUGCUCAACAGACCAUGGUACUGUUUGGAUGUACUGGCUGUGGCCACAAAGUGAACCAGCUGUUCGGCAUCCAACAAGGCCCCCACAAGUGUGGUUACCCUAAAUUAAAUGAGGAAUUGCCGGGGUCUAAUUGUCGCUUCUGUGGUGGUCGCUAUACUAUCGCCGGUCCCAUGUGGGGCGGUCCCAUCCACUCGACCGAUUAUUUGGACAAAAUCCUCGAAGUCAACCGCGAAGCCGACCCCGAAGUGUACCAUACUCGCAGUCGUAUUGAAGGGAUGGUUACGCUUGCCCGUCUGGAGCUUCAAGACGUUCCUUUUUACCUAAACCUUAAUACGGUGUCGCUGUUGGUUAAGGCUCAACCAGUGCCCAUGGACGACUUCUGUCAGGCUAUUGGUAACUUGGGGUACAAGAUCUCCCUCACUCACGCCAAGCGGAACUGUGUCAAGACCACGGCUCCGUGGAGAGAUGUGUUGGAAGUGACCCGCCAGUGGUUGACUAAGAGCAACGCCAACUACGCCAAGGAACACGCCAACCUGGAAAAGGAACUGAUCCAAAAUAAAGUGAAACUAAUCACUGAAGAUCCUACCUGCUCCCCCAACUUAAACGAGCAAAGCCCGGGGUACAAAGUGUUGCAAUACUUGAAGCAACAAACCGACUUGCCCACGGUCGACUUCACUACCGAGAAUGACGAGGCUAAGCACGUCCACCUGUUGCGGAAGCUUAAGAUCGUUCGUUACCAGGAAAACCCGGAGAAGAACUGGGGGCCCAUGGCUCGUCUGGAUAAGAAGUGA